Messenger RNA from Letharia lupina, 381 nucleotides. RefSeq lists its product as uncharacterized. The record is from RefSeq and is a predicted model, not a curated record. Bases 1 to 381 code for a protein of 126 amino acids. The transcript has 2 exons. Lineage: Eukaryota; Fungi; Ascomycota; Lecanoromycetes; Lecanorales; Parmeliaceae.
AUGCAUUCCGGCGCGGUAUAUCCCCAAGACUUUCCGAAAUCAGGAUUCAACGACUAUGAACUUCUUGACAGAACCCUGGAAACAAUGGUUACGAGAAAACGAUUGAAUGUGGAGGCACCGCGUCGCUCGCCGGCGGCUGGACCUUUGGGCGUAGCUAAGAAGGUCGAUCUUGUUAUAGAGCCAGCUGCGUGGAAAAAGCACGGCACUGUUAUUGUUGUCGACUAUGAAGCAUGGAUCAUGAAUUUGUGGCUUCUUCGGACGGAUAUCGCAGGGAAAGGUUCCCUGGACCCGGAUUAUGAGCCUGUGGUUCUUCUUCCGAAGCAGUGGGUCAAGCCAGGUUAUGGCGGGGACGUCAAGAGCAUUGUUGGAAACCGUUUUUAG